AAAUAAUUAAUAAAAAUAGUAGAACGUCAAAUAGAAAGGUUAACUUUAAUAGAAUUUUAGUUUUUAUCAUAUUGCAUAUCUAAAUUUUGCUAAAAAUAAUCGUUUUCUUAUGUAAAUCUUUAAACAACGAAUAAAGUGAGUGUCGAGUUUUUAUUUCAAGCAAUUAUCAGCCAAUAUGUUGUCUUUGAAUGUACGAAAUGUUGUUAAAAGGACGAUAAGCCGGGUACUGUUUAGUUCUGCUACUACUAGUACCAAAGAAGCUGUUAAAGAUCCUGUACAAGAAGCAUCAUUGAAGGAAAAAUGUUUCUUGGUUGAUGAACAUGAUAAAAUUGUGGGUCAAGCUUCAAAAAAGGAAUGUCAUUUGGUCCAAGAAAACGAUUAUAUACCGUUACAUCGAGCAUUCAGCGUUUUCUUGUUUAACAAGAAAGGAGAUUUGCUAUUACAGAAACGAUCAUCACAUAAGUUAACUUAUCCAGAUUGUUAUACUAAUAGUUGCUGUAGUCAUCCUGUAGCAAAUUAUGAAGGUGAGGAUGAAGAAGAGGAUGCUAUAGGAAUUAAAAGGGCAGCACAAAGAAGAAUGAAUUAUGAGCUAGGAAUUCCUAAAGAACAGAUCCCGUUAGAGAAGUUGCAUUAUAUUACAAGAAUUUGGUACAAAGACACUGGUAAUGGUAAAUGGGGAGAACAUGAAAUUGAUUACGUUCUGAUAUUUCAAGAUAAUGUUAAAAUUAAGCCAAAUUCAAAUGAAAUUUCUGCAUACAGUUUUGUACCACGUGAAGAGCUUGAUUCAUAUAUACCCACAUUAGAUGGACCUUUAACACCUUGGUUUUCUAUUAUA
Agrilus planipennis (emerald ash borer) is the source of this 835-nucleotide messenger RNA. RefSeq names its product isopentenyl-diphosphate Delta-isomerase 1 (gene Idi). The transcript is spliced from 2 exons. Gene Ontology annotation, cellular component: cytoplasm. Gene Ontology annotation, biological process: isoprenoid biosynthetic process; isopentenyl diphosphate biosynthetic process. The annotation marks the transcript as partial. The record is from RefSeq and is a predicted model, not a curated record. Gene Ontology annotation, molecular function: isopentenyl-diphosphate delta-isomerase activity. Lineage: Eukaryota; Metazoa; Arthropoda; Insecta; Coleoptera; Buprestidae.